Leguminivora glycinivorella is the source of this 1535-nucleotide messenger RNA. RefSeq lists its product as uncharacterized. The coding region runs from base 159 to 953 and encodes 264 amino acids. NCBI's taxonomy places the organism in Eukaryota, Metazoa, Arthropoda, Insecta, Lepidoptera, Tortricidae. The transcript is spliced from 4 exons. The record is from RefSeq and is a predicted model, not a curated record.
UAGCAUAAAAGGAGCGGUCGUUGCCCAAGGAUUUACACAUUCGCUCCACGCGCGUGGGAGCCCAAGGAACGGUAAUGCGGACUGCCGCUCGGCGAUCAGACCACCGGCGGGCGUCGAAGCGAAGUGUUAUUUUUCUAUAAUAACUUUUAAACCAAAACAUGUCGUUAGAAGCGAAAGUAUCUAGCCUCCAUGUGAUUUUGGUUUUAAUUUCCUUCGCGCCAUUACAAGGGGUGACAGUGAAGCCGGUGCGAUGUCCGACCAAUAAAAUAGCCCCUCACAAAAGGUCUCCAUAUGUGGGGCAGUACGGAACCGGCGGCGCCCGAACGCUCGGAGCGUUCUACGACUUGCUGAGCCCAGGCGGGCCGGGCGGGGCGCAGCUCGACCAGAGCGGGCUGCAGGAGCGGCCGCAGGAAGAUGACCCCGACGACUGUGGCGACAUCGAGGAUUAUGACGAGACGGACUUGAGUUCUCUCAACCAGCCGUACACAUAUCAAGUCAAUCAGCCGUACAACUACAACAACCGCUUCUUCUUCGGGGGUCUAUUCCGACCUGGCCAGGUGUCGAGUACUCCGCCGCCACGCCCGACGUACAAGCCCUCGGCCGCGCCCCCGUACUGGUCGGGCGGAUAUUUCAGCAACAACCAUUACCGGCCGCCGGUUCAACAAGAACCAUCAGACUACGUGAAACCCGUACACGAAGGUGCUCUCGAGAAUCAUUCGACAUAUCGUCCGGACAUCGUAGGAGGUCCGCUGGGGCACGUGGUAGGGCACCGUCCCGUGCAUGCCACCACCAGGCCGGACUACACCACCACCAAGAGGCUUCACCACCAAACGCGGUACCCACCGCGACCUACCCCAGACCCGACCUUCACCAGGCCAGCCACACACAGACCAAGAAUGUUCAACAACGACGGAAUACUCGGCUCAUUUAUCGAUCUACUACUAUUUAGAUGACUUAGUUGCAUAUUCUUAUUUAUUUCGCGUAGUUAAGUAAUGUAAUUGUUGUAGAGCCGAAACGCUCGUGGGUGACCUUUCGUUGUUGUAUUCUAGCAGAAAUACCAACACUUAACCUUUCACAUUACACGUCAUUUGCUUGAUGCUAAGACGAGCAGGAACUGAGCGUGUCAGUCCUAAAUGACGAUCGUUUUCAAUAUUAAUCUUGAUUAAGGUGUAAACGCAGUAGGUAUAAGGACAUACUCGCUGUACCCGAGCUCGCCGUGGGUUAGGUAGUAGGUACAGCUAAUCCAGCGUCUCGGAUAUCAUCCCACAUACUCGUAUCUCUAAUGGGGAGCGCGUGACAAACAUCGUUUUAAUGGAGACUAGUAAUGGUGUUUGUGAAUUUUCAUGUUCAUUUACCUCAUUAAUUCAUUAAAUAUAAGUGUGAAUGUGAUGUCACCGCGAGUGGUGGCUGCUGACUGUAAACGCUUUUGAGCGGCUCAAAAGUUCGCAUGUGUUUUACACCAGUGUCUGUGCUAUUGUGUUUUUCGUCAAUGUGAAGUUAAUUCAAUGAUUAAAAUAAAUACAAUGUUGUGGUUA